Molecule: messenger RNA, 1335 nt
Organism: Drepanopeziza brunnea f. sp. 'multigermtubi' MB_m1
Lineage: Eukaryota; Fungi; Ascomycota; Leotiomycetes; Helotiales; Drepanopezizaceae
Source: RefSeq, a predicted model, not a curated record
AUGGCACUGGCAAUGGCACUGGCACCUACCCCAGGCAUUUUCUCUUCUCUCCUGUCGUGCUCCCUUCAGACGCCUUUUGACGCUCUUGCGAGCGGCCUGUACCUCUCAGGUACCUCUACCUACAGAUCAACUACCUACCCGGCUUGGCCUAUCGAAUAUCUGUACGGCACAAUGAACACCCAGCCCUUUUCGGAAGAGGAGAAGAGAUUCGUUCUUGCAGAGGCCAUCAGGACCAGCACAAUACCCUUGGAUCGACUCUUCCACUUUCUCAACGAUGGGCGUAUACACAUCGCUUGGGACGAGAUGUUACUCCCGCGUGGGCGAAACCUUAAACAAUGUAAAGACGCCUUCGAAGCCUUGCGACCAAGCCCGCCCACGCAAAUGUACCAGUUUCAAGCUCAUAGCCAGAGCCUUCCAGCCUUGAGCCCUAUUAUUGCCAGUGCUGGGAUCAAGCGCAAGUCGCCAGGACAACUAGAGCUAUUCUCUCCUGCCUCUGAUCCAAAGCGACGUCAGUCCAAUGAUCCUGUUCCAACGGCGCGCGACAUUCGUCCCAAACCGCCCCCCUCUAAUGGGUCCCCUCUGACAAUGGGCUCUUUUCACCCAUCCGAACCCAAGAAGCGCGGUCGACCAUCCAAAAAGGAUGUCGAGCGCAAGCAAGCCGAAGCGAUCGCACGAGGAGAUAUCAUUCCACCGGCUACAACAACGCCAUUGCUAGGAUAUGCGAGCCAUAACAACGAAGCGGGCACGAGUAACUAUGCGCCAAUUCUUCCCACUCCUCCAUCGAUGACACCGGCUCAUGUAUAUGGGCCAACUCAAAGCACUCCCAUGCGGAAGGGGAGCCCAGAAAGUGCAGCGGAAGUACCUGGGAAGAGGAAACAGGCCAAGGCAACUCCCAAGGCACUCAAGCCAGUUGGUCGAGCCUCAGGAGUCGUAUGCCACGCCUUCCACCGCACCACCCGACCCUGGCCCCAUAUCAGGUCCAGUUCCGGUGGUUUCUACCGCACGGAGCAGCAACCUUUCCAUCCUGAGUCCAGAGGCAGCACCACCGUUAACGAUCCAGCCACAACGACCGCCCCCGGCAUGAGGCACCCUCCAAAUCCACUGGCCUUGCCAGGACUCGCCUCGGGCAUCUCGCAUACUUUACCGUCUGCCCCGCCCUCCCCCUCGUCCCCCUCCUCCCUCUCCCCAUUUUUACUUCCUCAGUACUACAAAACCCCCACCUCAUCCACCUCAUCCACCCCCCACCCCCACCCCAGUCCAGUCCAGUCCAGUCCAGUCCAGUCCAGUCCAGUCCCAGAAUCUAGACCGGCCUCACCAUCCGAAAGUAACGGGUGA